Molecule: messenger RNA, 990 nt
Organism: Nematolebias whitei (Rio pearlfish)
Lineage: Eukaryota; Metazoa; Chordata; Actinopteri; Cyprinodontiformes; Rivulidae
Product: trace amine-associated receptor 13c-like
Exons: 1
Coding region: 1-990 (329 amino acids)
Biological process (GO): G protein-coupled receptor signaling pathway
Cellular component (GO): membrane
Molecular function (GO): trace-amine receptor activity
Source: RefSeq, a predicted model, not a curated record
AUGGACCUGGACAGAGCUGAACUCUGCUUCCCUCAGCUCCUGAACCUGUCCUGCAGAGGACUGACGCGUCCUCCCUCUGAGGCCAUCCUCCUCUACACGCUGCUCUACUCCAUCUCUGUGGUCACCGUUGCUCUGAACCUGCUGGUGGUCAUCUCCAUUUCUUACUUCAAAAAGCUCCAGACCCCCACCAACACGCUGCUGCUCUCCCUGGCCAUCUCAGACCUCCUGGUGGGGCUGCUGGUGAUGCCGGUGGAAACGAUACGAUUCAUAGAGCCCUGCUGGCUGCUGGGCGACCUCAUGUGCGCUCUGUCUUACAUCAUCGGCUUCACCCUCACCUCCGCCUCUGUGGGGAACAUGGUGCUCAUAUCCAUCGAUCGUUACGUGGCCAUUUGUUUUCCUCUGCAGUACCCCACUCAAGUCACCCACAGUCGAAUUCAGGCGUCUGUCAGUCUGUGCUGGUUCUGCUCACUUCUCUACAACGGGCUCAUCCUGAAGGAGCAUCUUAGGCAGCCAGACAGGUACAACUCCUGCUACGGGGAGUGCUUGGUGGUGAUCAGCUACAUCUCUGGAACCGUUGACCUUGUGAUCACCUUCAUUGCUCCUUGCUCGGUGAUCGUCGUCCUGUACGUUCGAGUGUUUGUCGUGGCAGUGUCUCAGGCUCGGGCCAUGCAGUCUCACAUCACGUCCGCUGCAGUCGCCUCAGUCAAAGUCACUGCGCAGAAGUCGGAGAAAAAAGCAGCCAGGACUCUUGGUGUUGUGAUUUUAGUGUUCUUGUUGACUUUCUGUCCAUAUUACUAUCCGUCUCUUGCAGGACACGACAUCUCCAACGGCGCUUCAUCUUGGGCCAUCGUGUCCUGGAUGCUGUAUUUCAAUUCUUGUUUGAACCCACUCAUAUAUGCUUUUUUCUACCCGUGGUUUAGAAAAACGAUGUAUUUAAUCGUCAGCCUGAAGAUCCUGGAGCACGACCCCUUUCAGGCAAACAUAUUUUAA